Hansenula anomala is the source of this 1059-nucleotide messenger RNA. Its product is annotated as cysteine synthase A. Lineage: Eukaryota; Fungi; Ascomycota; Saccharomycetes; Phaffomycetales; Wickerhamomycetaceae. Bases 1 to 1059 code for a protein of 352 amino acids. The record is from RefSeq and is a predicted model, not a curated record. Gene Ontology annotation, molecular function: pyridoxal phosphate binding; cysteine synthase activity. Gene Ontology annotation, cellular component: cytoplasm. The transcript has a single exon.
AUGGCCUCUACAAAUGCCAAACAAUUUGUCCCUAUAGUUUCAGAAUCUGGUGUGCCUGGUGCUGUUGGUAAUACUCCAUUGAUCAAAUUAACUAAAUUGAGUGAAGAAAUCGGUAGAAAUAUCUAUGGUAAAGCUGAAUUUCAAAACCCUGGUGGUUCAAUCAAAGAUAGAGCAGCUUUAUACUUGAUCAAAGAUGCUGAGGAUAGAGGAUUAUUAAAAGCUGGGGGUACUGUUGUGGAAUCUACUGCUGGUAACACCGGUAUUGGAUUAGCUCAUAUUUGUCGCAGUAGAGGUUAUAAAUUAAUUAUUUACAUCCCAAAUACUCAAGCACAAAGUAAAAUUGACACUUUAAGAUUAUUAGGAGCUGAAGUUUUCCCUGUCCCACCAAAACCAUAUGAUGAUCCAGAAAAUUUCAACCAUAAGGCUAGAAGACAUGCUGAAAGUUUAGAAAAUGCAGUUUGGGCAAAUCAAUUUGAUAAUUUAGCUAAUAGACAAGCACAUAUUGAAACCACUGGUCCAGAAAUUUGGAAUCAAUUGAAAGGUAAAGUCGAUGCAUUCACUUGUUCAACAGGUACUGGUGGUACAUUUGCAGGUAUUACAAGAUAUUUAAAAGAUAUCUCUCAAGGUCAAGUGAAAUCAAUAGUUGCAGAUCCACCAGGUUCAUGUGUCUAUUCCUAUGUUACUUCUGGAGGUAAAAGUCUUGCAAGAGAAGGUGGUUCUUUCACUGAAGGUAUUGGACAAGGUAGAAUCACUGAUAAUUUAAAACAAGAUAUAGACACUGUUGAUGGUGCAGUUUUCAUUCCGGAUGGUGAGUCCAUUGCAAUGUUGUAUAGGUUGUUGGAUGAUGAAGGUUUAUACUUGGGUGGUACUGGUGCUUUAAACGUUGUUGCUGCUGCUAAAAUUGCUAAAGACUUACCAGAAGGCUCAAACGUUGUCACUAUUCUAGCUGAUACUGCUCACAAAUAUAGUGACCGUAUCUUUUCUCGCAAAUGGUUGGAAUCAAAGGGAUUAUAUGAACAUAUUCCGGACCAUUUGAAGAAAUAUGCUGUUUUGGAGUAA